AUGGCAGAGCACCCUUCGCGCAAGCGAGAGCGUAGCUCGUCGUCGCCCUCUCUUCCUACCUCCCGCAAUGAACGCCCGACACCCCGCUCGCCUCCUCCCAUUCGACCCCUCCCGUCCCAACAUGUUUCGCCAGAAGCCCUCGCGUUCCUCGAACACUACCGAGACUGCAGCACGAGCAUCAUAGCGACAUACCAGAAGUCGCUCUACGAGCAGUAUUGGAUGAGGGAGAACGGCGCCAUCACGGACGGUGUCCUGCAUCUAGCCUACGCGCCAGACUCGCCCCCGAAGAAGGCUGCGCCUAAACAUCCGGACAUCGUGCGGGCAGAGUAUGAGAGAAUAAGUGCGACUAUUGACUGGAUGGUUGGGGAACGCGGUUCCUAUGGCGCGGCAUUGGUGGUUUACGGGCAACCAGGGUGCGGAAAGUCUCGAUUUUUACGAAUCGAACGAGCGCGAUUGUUCGAGGAUGGGCGGCCGUGCAUCGUGACGACCACCGAACGGUCCACCUUCGACUUGUACUGCGACGCCGGCGCAUUCUUCGAUAUCCCCUUGAAGGAGCUGGAGGCCCUUGACCUCCUGAUUCCUACAAUCGCGCUGGUCGACGCGGCCGAGGGAGUCGGAGUUACCGACUUGCAGCACGCCUUUGUCCACGACUUCAUCCCCAACGUCGUCGUUGUGUUCGCCACUUCGCCGCGGGUCCGUCGGUGGCAGAAGCUUUCGAGCCGUCUAGUACCAACAUUGUACUGGACGAUUGAAGGGUGGCCAGACAACGAGAUUGACGCACUGCAGAAACUCGUCGUUCUUCAACCACGCUCAGUCUGGACCAACUCGCCCCGAGUUUCCCUUCGACAAGCAGACCGGCGAACCGCUUCCUCCGCCGUCCACCUUCCUCCCCAAAUCAAGGAUCACCACUACCACCUGCCGGCCGGUAUUCCUUCCGCCAACCCGCUCUACUCCCUUCCCGAAGCCGUUUAUCUCCUUGGACGUACUGUCCGGAACCCCCUUGGCGCGGUCGCGCGGUCUCCGCGUCCCAAAUCCUGCCCGCCCGAAUGGCGCCUUGAAGACCUCUUCACCGGUCUCCCGCACUUCAACAGUGUCUUCUCAAGCCUCGCCCAAGUCAACCUCCUCUCGGGCUUGCCUGAUGCACCCGAAGCGGACGUGCAGGCUGCCGAGGACCUCGCCAAGCUCACGGAUGAGAUGAGGAUCAAGGAGGACGACCAGCAGAACGGCUUUCAUCAGGUCUUUGCCGAGGUUCCUACGCCUGACGUCGCGCGCCCGUCCCUUCAAUACCCGCGGUCGAUCAUCGUACCGGCUUCGGCGCCUCUUGAGCGCCUGGCGCGUGCGAAACUCCAGGAGUUCACGCUCGACGAUCUCGCACGACAUGCACGAUCCUUCAUUCACCACCCGGUUGUGUACGGGAUCACUCAUGAAGUGUACGCCGCCCGGAUUAUGGAGCUCUGCGGCGCUCUGGCCGUUCUCGCCGACGGAUCGACCUUCUCGAUUCCUCGAUUGUCGCGCGUCAGCAUCGUUCUCCCCCUCGUCAAGACGACCGCCAACAUCGACGAAGACGAUGCAAAAGUCGCCGAGGCUGUCGCCAAGUUCGACUACGAUGGCCUCUCUCACCAGAAACCGGCCUUUCCCCUCGACGAAUCCUUCGCCUCGACUGGCUCGACUCUCCCGCGCCUCGCCUCGGGCCUCUACAUCCCUCAAGCCGGGUUUCCCACACUCGAGGGCGUCGCCAUAUAUUACGACGAGGACGAGCAGCUCAUCGUCUCAGCCCUCCAGAUGACCGUCAGUGGCCGCCACGACCUGAAGCUGAGCGGCAUCCAGUCACUGUACAUUGCUCUCGGUCCAUACGCCAAACUCGCCAAGUUCCGCUUCGCAUUCGUCGUUCCCGCCGUCGACAAGGGCCUGGCGCUCAUCAAGCCCGCUCGCGCGGCACUCCCGCCGCCCGCGUCGCUCGAACGCUCGAGGCGCAGCACUCGCAGCGACGCUCCAAGCCCAUUCACCUGGUCUCGCGCUUUCAUCGUGAUCGACCCGAAGAAACCGGUCCACCAUGUCGAAGCGGCCGAUAACUAG
Messenger RNA from Rhodotorula toruloides NP11, 2076 nucleotides. RefSeq lists its product as uncharacterized. The coding region runs from base 1 to 2076 and encodes 691 amino acids. The record is from RefSeq and is a predicted model, not a curated record. The transcript has 4 exons. NCBI's taxonomy places the organism in Eukaryota, Fungi, Basidiomycota, Microbotryomycetes, Sporidiobolales, Sporidiobolaceae.